AUGGCGAGUGCUUUUGACGAUCUUACUCGUCGGUACUUAAUGCGUCACUAUGAAAUAUUUGACCGUGAUAAGGUCGGCCGUGUGCCGUUAGAUGACCUUAUACCUCUUGUGCGUGUGUGCGGCGCGACACCAACAGAAGCGGACAUAGAGCCCUUAAAGUUGGAGGCUGACCCUGAUGGCCGCGGAUCAAUGAAUUUUGAUGGCUUUUGCCGCGCCAUGAUGACAGCGUACAAGAAUAUGAGGACACCGCAAGAUCUCAAGGAGGCAUUUUUGGGAAUAGAUCCAGAUAGUAAGGGGCUCCUUUCCCAACAUGAGCUUCGCUACAUUUUGACCACGCAGGGUGAUUGCUUGAGCACGGAGGAAAUGAAUGAGUUUGUGGAGGAGAUGCGGUCUGAGAUGGAUAUGGAGGGAAACUUUGUGUACACAGACAUGGUCUACAAGAUGACCCCGGAAAUGUUUCGUUGA
Molecule: messenger RNA, 465 nt
Organism: Trypanosoma grayi
Lineage: Eukaryota; Euglenozoa; Kinetoplastea; Trypanosomatida; Trypanosomatidae
Product: calmodulin
Exons: 1
Coding region: 1-465 (154 amino acids)
Cellular component (GO): cytoplasm
Molecular function (GO): calcium ion binding
Source: RefSeq, a predicted model, not a curated record